Linum trigynum is the source of this 2817-nucleotide messenger RNA. The record is from the annotation of a GenBank genome assembly. NCBI's taxonomy places the organism in Eukaryota, Viridiplantae, Streptophyta, Magnoliopsida, Malpighiales, Linaceae.
AAAAAAAGUUAGGAUCAAAUACUGAGUCAGUCAUUAUUACAUUCAGUUCGAUUUGAUUCAGUUCAAAUACCAAUUCAAUCCGGUGGGUUGCGAUCUCAAUAAUCGCUGUUGCAUACUCUAUUGGACCAUUCCGUUUAGCAGCAGCGGGUUUGGUGGGCUGUGUCACUUCACGCCCUUACCCAACAAUUCUCAUCGGGCUUUUACGGGAUAUUCUGGCUUGUCAAUCCGUCUGGGCUUAUCCCUGUUGACCCAUUUCCAGUUUGGGCCGUUUGCCAUUUCCCAAAAAGCUGUAACCAGCCCAUUGAACUUAAAUUCUGACAGGCACCGCGACGCCGUUUCAGCAGCACCGCCAUUUGCCGCUAUUUAUUGGAGGGAGAGAGGAAAGAGUCUAGAGAGAGAAAGAAACGAGGGAAAAAUAAAGAAAGGGCGAAGAAACACAACACUCUCUUUUCCACUUUUCUUCUUCGUCUUCAUUGCAGAACCGACGAAGGAGAGACGACUUUACGCACCUACCAAAAAGCCGAAGCCUUUUUCCAGUUCCUUCUUCCCCCGCAUUCCUUCCAUUUCCCAUCCCUCAGCCCCCUCAACCUUUUCCAUCGUCCAUUUCCAGAUUCCUCGCUGCUUCUCGAAUUCCCUUCCCUUUUCCAGCGUUUCAUCGUCCCCCGGAAGGGGUUUCUUUAGGGUUUUUGGUUCUCGGGAGAUGGAGUCGGAUGAAGACAACAUGGUGGACGCCAACGACGUGGAGUCGGUGGAUGACGACAUCUACAGCGGGGAGUUGGAGGAUGAUUACUACUACAGCGAAGCUGAUGGCGAUGGCGGCGGUGAAGAUGGCGGCGGUGAUGAUGAGGAUGGUCCCGGGUAUGAUUUCAUGGCUGAGGCUGCUGAUGAUCUCGUCGAGGAUUCGCUAUACUGGCGCCAACAGCAAAGUUACUCGAUCUUGAAGGAGGAUGACAUAAACCAACGGCAGGAUGAUGCUAUCACUAGAGUGUCUACCGUCCUUUCCAUACCAAAAGUUGAUGCAACCAUACUUCUUCGUCACUACAACUGGAGUGUUAGUAAGGUGCAUGAUGAGUGGUUUGCAGACGAGGAUGGAGUCCGAAGUACUGUUGGUUUGCUGGAUCGGCCAGCGGUUCAUGUUUCUGAUGUUAGAGAACUCACUUGUGGCAUCUGUUUCGAAUUCUUUCCUCGAAGUAGAAUAGUUUCGGCGGCUUGUGGUCAUCCUUUCUGCAAUUCGUGCUGGUCAGGUUACAUAAACGCCAGUGUCAAUGAUGGCCCUGGAUGCUUGGCACUGAGAUGCCCUGAUCCCAGUUGUCGUGCUGCGGUUGGUUUAGACAUGGUCAAUAUGUUGGCUUCUGAUGAAGAGAAAGAGAAAUAUGCUCGUUACCUUCUUAGAUCAUAUGUUGAAGAUAACAGAAAGACCAAAUGGUGCCCUGCACCUGGGUGCGAAUGUGCUGUUGAUUUUGCUGGGGGUGCUGGAAACUUUGAUGUGUCUUGCCUUUGCUCAUAUAGCUUUUGCUGGAGUUGCACGGAAGAAGCUCACCGUCCAGUGGAUUGUGGAACUGUUUCGAAGUGGAUUUUGAAGAACAGUGCGGAAUCUGAAAACAUGAAUUGGAUAUUAGCAAAUUCCAAGCCUUGUCCCAAGUGCAAGCGACCCAUUGAAAAGAAUCAAGGGUGCAUGCACAUGACAUGUACGCCUCCUUGCAAAUUUGAGUUUUGCUGGUUAUGCCUGGGGUCUUGGUCAGAACAUGGAGAGAGGACUGGUGGUUUUUAUGCUUGUAAUCGCUACGAGGCAGCUAAGCAGGAGGGAGCGUAUGAUGAGGCUGAGAAGAGGCGAGAAAUGGCUAAGAAUUCAUUGGAGCGAUAUACACAUUAUUAUGAAAGAUGGGCAAGCAAUCAAACGUCGAGACAAAAAGCUCUUGCAGAUUUGCAACAAAUGCAGAAUGUGCAUCUUGCGAAGCUUAGCGACAUACACUGCACACCUGAGUCUCAGCUCAAGUUCAUAACUGAUGCCUGGCUUCAGAUUGUUGAAUGCAGGCGAGUCUUGAAAUGGACUUACGCAUACGGGUUUUAUCUUCCUGAUCAUGAGCAAGGAAAGAGGCAGUUUUUUGAGUAUCUUCAAGGUGAGGCAGAGUCUGGCCUGGAAAGGCUUCAUCAAUGUGCAGAGAAAGAACUGCAGCAGUUCCUCACACCCGAAGCAGAUAGACCGUUGAAGGAGUUCGAGGAGUUCCGGACUAAGCUAGCAGGACUGACCAGUGUGACGAAAAAUUACUUUGAGAACUUGGUAAGAGCGUUGGAGAACGGGCUGGUAGACGUGGACUCGAAUGGUUCUAGUAGCCGAGCAGCCGGCUCAAAGGAUACCGGUGGCAGCAAGGGAAGAGCCGGGAGGGGAAAAGCGAAUGUUAAGACGGGUAGAAAUUCAGACGAUUGAUUCGAUGACGGUUCUCAUUUCAUUCCAAGCGUGCAUUUUCUGUUGUUUCUCCUAGAUCGGGACGAUGAGGCAAAGAGAAACCUAUGCUUCGGGCCCUCGGUUGGGACGAGUAGCGGAGUGUUGCUUCAUCUUUAUGUAGGUUUUGUAUGUAAAUAUUAGCAAGAUGGAGGUGGGUUUGGUUGUGUUGCCGUUGUUCACUCACAUGUAUAUCAGUCUAUGUAUAUGCACAUGUAUUGUGCUCGCAGAGAGUCGUGUUGUAGCUCACGACUUGCACAGAGUAGUGUUGCUCGCAGAAUUGGUUCUUGAGUACAAUACAUGCAGAGUACAUUGUGAAAUCGAAAUAUUAGAUGUAUAGUUUCAAUAAUCUCCAAUAAACAAACACAUAAGAA